CUGAAGGGGGCCUGCUGUCACCACGUGAGGCAUAGGAGCCUGAGUAAGGGAGAUACUAGUCCGUGUCCUGGACCCAAGGAAUAGCCCGAAAGGGAAUACAUAAUUGGGUUUUUACGAUCUUGAUUGAUGUUUUGAUUCACAGACUGCAGUGCUGUGGCAAGCAAUAUCUGAACAAUGCCCUCGAUCACCCUGCCGCCUAAAGAGAACGCUCUCUUUAAGAGAAUAUUGAGAUGCUACGAGCACAAGCAGUACAGGAACGGCCUCAAAUUCUGCAAACAGAUCUUAUCCAAUCCCAAAUUUGCAGAGCAUGGAGAGACCCUAGCAAUGAAGGGUCUGACCCUCAAUUGUUUGGGAAAGAAGGAGGAAGCCUAUGACCUCGUCAGACGAGGCCUUCGCAAUGACCUGAAGAGCCAUGUGUGCUGGCACGUGUACGGCCUGCUCCAGCGCUCGGACAAGAAGUAUGACGAGGCAAUCAAGUGCUACAGGAAUGCCCUCAAGUGGGACAAAGACAACCUGCAGAUCCUCCGAGACUUGUCACUGCUGCAGAUCCAAAUGAGAGACCUGGAGGGUUACAGGGAGACACGGUACCAGCUGCUGCAGCUGCGGCCGGCCCAGAGGGCCUCGUGGAUCGGCUAUGCCAUCGCCUACCACCUGCUGGAGGACUACGAGAUGGCCUCCAGGAUCGUGGAGGAGUUCCGCAAGACGCAGCAGACCUCGCCAGAUAAGGUGGAUUAUGAGUACAGUGAGCUGCUGCUCUACCAGAACCAGGUCCUUAGAGAGGCGGGUCUCUUCAAAGAGGCUCUGGAUCACCUCAGUACCUAUGAGAAACAGAUCUGUGACAAACUGGCUGUGGAAGAGUCCAGAGGGGAGCUGCUGCUGAAGCUGGACCGGGCAGAGGAGGCGUCCGAGGUUUACCACCGGCUACAAGAAAGAAACCCGGAGAACUGGAGCUACUACCAGGGCCUGGAGAAAGCACUGAAUCCUGCGAACACAGAAGACAAGCUGAAGAUUUAUGAGGAUGCGUGGGUGAAAUACCCUAAAGGCCUGGUACCCAGGAGACUGCCACUCAGCUUCCUGACAGGGGAGAAGUUCCUUGAGUGCCUGGACAAAUACCUCCGCAUAAACUUCAGCAAGGGCUGCCCCCCUGUCUUCACCACACUCAAAUCCCUCUACCACGACAAAGACAAGGUGUCAGUCAUUCAGGAGUUAGUAGUGGGCUACGAGACCUCUUUAAAGAGCUGCCGAAUGUUCAGCCAGAACGAUAACGGCCGAGAGGAGCCCCCGACCACCCUUUUGUGGGUCCAGUUUUUCCUGGCACAGCACUAUGACUACAUUGGCCAGCCUGGACCAGCCCUGGACUACAUCAACGCCGCCAUCGACAGCACACCCACACUCAUCGAGCUCUUCGUCAUCAAGGCAAAAAUAUACAAGCAUGCUGGUAACAUCCGUGAGGCGGCCCGCUGGAUGGACGAGGCUCAGGCUCUGGACACAGCUGACCGCUUCAUCAACUCCAAAUGUGCCAAGUACAUGCUGAAGGCCGGCAUGGUCAAAGAGGCCGAGGAGAUGUGCUCCAAGUUCACACGGGAAGGCACAUCGGCGGUGGAGAACCUGAAUGAGAUGCAGUGCAUGUGGUUUCAGACAGAGUGUGCGUUCGCCUACCAGAGCAUGAACAAGUACGGUGACGCGCUGAAGAAAUGCCACGAGAUUGAGAGACACUUUGUGGAGAUCACAGACGACCAGUUUGACUUCCACACGUACUGCAUGCGUAAGAUGACGCUGCGCUCAUAUGUGGAGUUGCUCAAACUGGAGGACGUGCUGCGCAUGCACCCCUUCUAUUUCAAGGCUGCCCGCACCGCCAUUAACAUCUACCUCAGUCUCCACGACAACCCGCUCGCAGAUGACAACAAGGAAUCUCAAACCGAGACAGGGAACCUGACGGACAAGGAGCUGAAGAAGCUUCGAAACAAACAGAGGAGGGCACAGAAGAAGGCCCAGCUGGAGGAGGAGAAGAAGAACGCUGAGAAGGAGAAACAGCUGAAGAACCAGAAGAAGAAGAAAGAGGAAGACGAUGAGGAGAUUGGCGGCCCCAAAGAGGAACUCAUACCCGACAAACUGGUCAAGACGGAGAGUCCUUUAGAGGAGGCGGUGAAGUUCCUCACCCCCCUGAAGAACCUGGUGAAGGACAAGAUCGAGACCCACCUGCUGGCCUUCGAGAUCUACUUCAGGAAAGAAAAGUACCUGCUAAUGCUGCAGUCUGUGAAGAGGGCUUUCUCCAUGGACCCUGAUGACCCGUGGCUUCACCAGUGCCUGGUCCGCUUCUUCAAAGGAGUGUCCAGCAGCAAGGACCUGCCCGACGCAGUCAAGACGGUUCUGAAUAAAGAGACAGGCAGGCUGUUCGGAGAGCACGACCCACAGAGCUAUAACAAGAACUUCCUGAGCAAACACAACCACUCGAUACCACACCGGGUGGCAGCUGCUAAGAUGAUGGUGUACCUGGACCCGUCGUCAGAGAAGAUGGCUGUGGAGUUAGCCACCUGUCUGGAUGAGUCGCUCAGCGGCAGGAGCAUCCAGAUCUGCACUGAGGUGCUUCAGGCGUUGCGGGACGGCGGUCUUGGCUCGGAGCAGCAGAAGACGCUGGAGUCGUACUGGGCGUCCUGUCACCAAUUCUACCCCUACGCCCUGGCCUUCAUGCCCCCCGGUCACCACGACAACUCCACCCUCACUGCCAACGGUGACCUGUCAUCAGGUGACCACGAUGACAUGUCCAGCGACAUCUGAGCGCGGACGCAAGCAGUGGGCGAGAGACGAGGGCUCGUGGAGGGCGGCCAUGUUUCUUUUCCCUCGAGCGACAACAAACCCCACGAGACCACGGCGCGCUUUGCUCCCCCACACCGCUGAGCCCGAGAGAGCCCUUUCGCCGUGGCAACAGAAAGAAAGAAAGAGAGGGGGAGGGAGAAAAAGGAGAGGGG
Molecule: messenger RNA, 2969 nt
Organism: Alosa sapidissima (American shad)
Lineage: Eukaryota; Metazoa; Chordata; Actinopteri; Clupeiformes; Clupeidae
Gene: naa15a
Product: N-alpha-acetyltransferase 15, NatA auxiliary subunit a
Exons: 20
Coding region: 175-2778 (867 amino acids)
Biological process (GO): N-terminal peptidyl-methionine acetylation
Cellular component (GO): cytoplasm; NatA complex
Molecular function (GO): protein binding; protein-N-terminal amino-acid acetyltransferase activity
Source: RefSeq, a predicted model, not a curated record